Molecule: messenger RNA, 4069 nt
Organism: Homo sapiens (human)
Lineage: Eukaryota; Metazoa; Chordata; Mammalia; Primates; Hominidae
Gene: SHOC2
Product: SHOC2 leucine rich repeat scaffold protein
Exons: 10
Coding region: 474-2222 (582 amino acids)
Biological process (GO): negative regulation of cell differentiation; negative regulation of neural precursor cell proliferation; positive regulation of neuron differentiation
Cellular component (GO): nucleus; cytoplasm
Source: RefSeq, marked reviewed
GAAGAGGAGGAAGGAGGGCGAGCGAGGAGGAUGGCGGAGUCGGGGCUCCUGACGCAUUGUUUACAAUAACCAAGAUAUGAAAUCAACCUAUGUCUUCAUUGAUGGAAGAAUACACACAGAAAAUGUGACGUUCAGCCUUCAAAUCUAGGAAAUCCUGAUAUUGGUGACAUGAUCUGAUCUUGGCCCACUGCAACCUCUGCCUCCCAGGUUCAAGCGAUCCUCCCACCUCAGCCUCCCAGGAACUCUAAUGAAUCAUUGAUUGACCAGCACUAUUUUACCAGUUGGAAUGAAUGAUCAGAAAUGGGCAUAGUGCUUUUAGAUCCAACAUGUAACAGAUGGAUGUUACUCCAUGCUGAUUACUUCUUCAAGCCAGUACUUUUUUGAUUGUGUAGGAUCUUUGUCUCUUCAUCUUUGAAUUCAAUUACUGGAAAAUAAAAGGAGUUCAUGUAGUUUUUGUCCAGGCUUGAGUCACCAUGAGUAGUAGUUUAGGAAAAGAAAAAGACUCUAAAGAAAAAGAUCCCAAAGUACCAUCAGCCAAGGAAAGAGAAAAGGAGGCAAAAGCCUCUGGAGGUUUUGGGAAAGAGAGCAAAGAAAAAGAACCUAAGACCAAAGGGAAAGAUGCCAAAGAUGGAAAGAAGGACUCCAGUGCUGCCCAACCAGGGGUGGCAUUUUCAGUUGACAAUACGAUCAAACGGCCAAACCCAGCACCUGGGACUAGAAAAAAAUCCAGCAAUGCAGAGGUGAUUAAAGAGCUCAACAAAUGCCGGGAAGAGAAUUCAAUGCGUUUGGACUUAUCCAAGAGAUCUAUACACAUAUUGCCAUCAUCAAUCAAAGAGUUGACUCAAUUAACAGAACUUUAUUUAUACAGUAACAAAUUGCAGUCCCUCCCAGCAGAGGUGGGAUGUUUAGUAAAUCUCAUGACACUGGCUCUAAGUGAAAAUUCACUUACCAGUUUGCCUGACUCUCUUGAUAACUUGAAGAAGCUGCGGAUGCUUGAUUUACGGCAUAAUAAACUGAGAGAAAUUCCUUCAGUGGUGUAUAGGCUGGAUUCUCUCACCACUCUUUACCUUCGCUUUAAUCGUAUAACUACUGUGGAAAAGGACAUCAAAAACUUGUCAAAACUCAGCAUGCUUAGCAUUCGAGAGAACAAAAUUAAACAACUACCUGCUGAAAUUGGUGAAUUAUGUAACCUCAUUACGCUGGAUGUAGCUCACAAUCAACUUGAACACCUUCCAAAGGAGAUUGGAAACUGUACACAGAUAACCAACCUUGACUUGCAGCACAAUGAACUGCUAGACCUCCCAGAUACUAUAGGAAACCUGUCCAGUUUAAGUCGUCUUGGUCUGAGAUAUAACAGACUGUCAGCAAUACCCAGAUCAUUAGCAAAAUGCAGUGCACUUGAAGAAUUAAAUUUAGAGAACAAUAACAUUUCUACUUUACCAGAGAGUCUUUUAUCAAGUCUUGUGAAACUGAAUAGUUUGACCUUAGCUAGAAAUUGCUUCCAGUUGUAUCCAGUGGGUGGUCCAUCUCAGUUUUCUACCAUCUAUUCCCUCAACAUGGAACACAAUCGAAUCAACAAAAUUCCAUUUGGAAUUUUCUCCAGAGCAAAAGUAUUAAGUAAGCUGAAUAUGAAGGACAAUCAGUUAACAUCACUUCCCUUGGAUUUUGGAACUUGGACCAGUAUGGUAGAAUUGAAUUUAGCCACUAAUCAGCUCACAAAGAUCCCUGAGGAUGUGUCUGGUCUCGUUUCUCUUGAGGUUCUUAUCUUAUCAAACAAUCUUCUAAAGAAGCUUCCCCAUGGUCUUGGAAACCUUAGGAAGUUAAGAGAGUUGGAUCUAGAAGAGAACAAAUUGGAAUCCUUGCCAAAUGAAAUUGCAUAUCUUAAGGAUUUACAGAAAUUAGUCUUGACAAACAACCAGUUGACCACUCUUCCCAGAGGCAUUGGUCACCUUACUAAUCUCACACAUCUGGGCCUUGGAGAGAACCUACUUACUCACCUUCCUGAAGAAAUUGGUACACUGGAGAACCUAGAAGAACUGUAUUUGAAUGACAACCCCAACCUGCAUAGCCUUCCCUUUGAGCUGGCACUCUGCAGCAAGCUUUCAAUCAUGAGUAUUGAGAACUGUCCACUCAGUCACCUUCCACCUCAGAUUGUUGCUGGGGGGCCUUCUUUCAUCAUUCAGUUCUUAAAGAUGCAGGGUCCAUAUCGUGCCAUGGUCUGAUAUAAAUCUGCUGGUCCCACACACUGUUCAAAAAUAGACUGCCAUUAAUGUUUCUUAUCUAUAUCUGUAUCUAUUUAUGUAGAUAUUGGUAUAUGGCAGAUUUAUAAAAAUUGCAUUAUGUGUUUCUGCUAAUAGAGGAAUCAUAGCCAUUUAGAAUUUUUUUUAAAUUCUGUACAAAAGGCUUAUAUAAGUUUUCUUUGCUGAAUUUGAUGGAUGUUUUUCUGUUGUGUAAUCUGAUAUGCCAGUUUGCUUAAAACAUUUGCCAACACAUUAUGAAGUUAUUAAAUUUAAGGGACAGAGGUAGUAUAGUUAGAUAUACUUUCUCUUAGGAAAAAUAAUGGGCAAAAAUUUUUGUUGCAACUUUUCAUAUAUAUUUUCCCCUUACCAAUUGUUUUAUCCUUAUAGUAUUGUAGGCCCUGAAAGUAGAAUUUUUCUUUAACUUAUUUUGAGAUUUGAGAUUUAAAUUUUAUGUAUUGUUUACAGUCAGAGUAAAUCACUGGAUUUCUUUUGUUUGUUUUGAUUUGCUCUGUUUUAUUCAGUCAAAUCUAGAGUUUGAAUCCUCUGCUAAAGAAUUUGCAUCCACUGGUGUAAACAGUGAAAGGUAUUUGCUUGUUGAAAAAAAAAACUGGCAAAGUGAAAAGAUACAGUCAAAAAUCUAGAAUUUCUUUAAUUUUGCUUCUCUGACGAGUUGUGAAGCAAAAUACCUGAAGUGAGUCUUUGGGUAGGGGAAGGGUAUUGAGACCUUUUCUAGUAUGAAUAUUUUUUAAGUUUGGGGGAAGAGAAACUUGCAGUGAAAAGGAGUUUUUUCAUUCCUGAAAGUUGCAGAUCCACAAAACUAACAGGAUAAUUGGGCAAAUAAAUUACAUAUAAACACACACAAUCUAUAUAUGUAUAUACAAUGCUAUAUAGAUAUGUAUUUAUUAUAUCAUAAACUACAGUAGGUAACUUUAAGGAUUUCUUCCUAUCCUUGUACAAUGACAUGAAUGUCUUUCUUUGAAAACUGCAAUGUAUGUAUGUUUCAAGGUUAUUUAACAGUGUACUAUGGUUUUAUAUCUUGACUUGCCUUGUACAUCUUUCAAUUCUGGAAUAUCUGUGUCUAAGCACAAUAUCUUCACACUGUGCUGUAUUGCUGCUGAACUAAAUGCACUUUUCCCCACAUAUGGGGCACUGGCUUCAAACAAUUCAGUUCAGUAUCAUUACUUUUAAUCUCAUCUUUCCUUUCUUGGUAGUUGUUAAUACAGUUAUGGAAAAGAGGCACAUUGCAUAGAAGCCAUUGGGGAGUUCAGUGGAAGUUCUGUAAGAUGUGCAUGUACUAUUUGAUGCGUUUUCUUUGCUUCACUGCUUUUAAUACUUAGCAGUAUUGUUGGUCUAAGUCAAUUUGAUUAUUGAGGAGUCUCAGAGCAAGGUGCGUUCUAGAUGUCAUCCUAAAAAACACUUCAUAUAUAAUUAAUCACUAUUUUGUAUAAUUACAUAUUGCUGCUUGUGUGUUUUUUUUUUUUUCCAUUUAGUUGGGCGUUGUGUUUUACACAAAACCAUUUUUGAAUUAAGGCUAUGAUAUUAAGAUAGAAAUUUGGACUGUUGUUCUGCUUUUCCUGGCACUCAAAUUCAUGACUAGUUUUGAGGUCAAACCUAUGUUCGUAAUGAGAGAUUUUAUAAGGAUCAACUAAGAAAUGGAAGGCAGGUGAAGAUAUAAAACCCUAGAAUGCUUAAAUGUGCUGUAAAACUAUUGUAGAUGUCACUGGAUUUUACCAAGUAAUAUCCUUUCUUUUUUUUUUCCCCCCAUCUGCUGUGGCUUUUCAGUUAAAAUUUUGUUUAUAAAAGGAAUUUGUUUAUUACAGCUCUACCUA